AUGUCCCAAGUGGGGGAGGGGCUGACGUCAGCACAGGGGACUCUGGACCCUCGUGGGGACCCUGAGGCAGCCGAGCUGCACAGCCCGGCCGGGGUCACCUGGGGUCACCUGGCCGAGGUGGUGGCGGCAGGUGACAGACCCGAAGGGGAGGGGGGGAGGGGGCCACAGGUGAGGGUGGGGCCCAUCCUGGAGCCCCUGGGGGAGCGGUGGGACAGGACAGCCGGGACCCCACCCCCUCCUCCACUGCCCCUCCCCCCUCCCGGGGGUCCCCUCGCCCCUCCCCCCGCCCCUCCCCCCGGCCCUUCCGCCCGCCUGUUCCGGCGCCCCCGCCCCUCCCCCCCUGCCCCGCGCUCCUCCCGGAUGGCUCAGUACGAGCCGGUGGCCGAGCUGGGCGUGGGCGCGCACGGCACCGUGUUCAAGGCUCGGGACCGGCUCAGCGGGCGCUUCGUGGCGCUGAAAAACGUGCGGGUGCCCACGGGGGGGGCCGGGCUGCCCCCCAGCACCGUGCGGGAGGUGGCCCUGCUGCGGCGCCUCGAGCACCUGGAGCACCCCAACAUCGUCCGGCUGAUGGAUGUCUGUGCCAGCGCCCGCACCCCGCACGAAGCCAAGGUCACGCUGGUGUUUGAGCACGUGGAGCAGGACCUGAAAACCUUCCUGGAGAAGGCACCGGCCCCGGGGCUGCCCCCUGACACCAUCAAGGACUUGAUGCGGCAGUUCCUGCGUGCCCUGGACUUCCUGCACACCCAACGCAUCAUCCACCGUGACCUGAAACCCCAGAACGUUCUGGUGACCAGCGCGGGGCAGCUCAAGGUGGCCGAUUUCGGGCUGGCCCGGAUCUACGGCUGCCACAUGGCCCUGACCCCCGUGGUGGUGACACUGUGGUACAGAGCCCCCGAGGUGCUGCUCCGGGCCGCCUAUGCCUCCCCCGUGGACAUGUGGAGCGUGGGGUGCAUCUUUGCUGAGAUGUUCCGUAGGAAGCCGCUGUUCUGUGGGACCUCGGAGGCCGAUCAGCUGGGCAAGAUCUUCGACCUGAUCGGGCUCCCCCAGGAGGAUGAGUGGCCACAGGACGUGGCCCUGCCCAGGGAAGCCUUCACCCCCUGCACCCCCCGUGAGCCCCGGGGGGAGGUCCCAGAGCUGGGGGACAGCGGGGAGCAGCUGCUGCUGGCACUGCUGACCUUCAGCCCCCACAAGCGAAUUUCAGCUCACGAGGCCCUGAGGCACCGGUACCUGCAGGGGGGGGCGUGAGGGGUGACCCCCCCCCCCAAAAAAAAUCACCCCUGAACAUCCCCCAG
Cinclus cinclus is the source of this 1292-nucleotide messenger RNA. RefSeq names its product cyclin dependent kinase 4 (gene CDK4). Gene Ontology annotation, cellular component: cytoplasm; cyclin-dependent protein kinase holoenzyme complex; nucleus. The transcript is spliced from 10 exons. Bases 1 to 1245 code for a protein of 414 amino acids. NCBI's taxonomy places the organism in Eukaryota, Metazoa, Chordata, Aves, Passeriformes, Cinclidae. The record is from RefSeq and is a predicted model, not a curated record. Gene Ontology annotation, biological process: regulation of G2/M transition of mitotic cell cycle; G1/S transition of mitotic cell cycle; regulation of gene expression. Gene Ontology annotation, molecular function: ATP binding; cyclin binding; cyclin-dependent protein serine/threonine kinase activity.